This is a messenger RNA of Myxocyprinus asiaticus (Chinese sucker), 5098 nucleotides long. RefSeq names its product delta-type opioid receptor-like. Gene Ontology annotation, biological process: neuropeptide signaling pathway. Gene Ontology annotation, molecular function: neuropeptide binding; G protein-coupled opioid receptor activity. Gene Ontology annotation, cellular component: membrane; neuron projection. The transcript is spliced from 3 exons. The record is from RefSeq and is a predicted model, not a curated record. Bases 2944 to 4011 code for a protein of 355 amino acids. Lineage: Eukaryota; Metazoa; Chordata; Actinopteri; Cypriniformes; Catostomidae.
UACAGAACUAUAAAUCAGCAAGAAGUAAUUAUAGCUAUAUGUAAAACUCUAUAAAUAACCCAGCAAGAAAACAUGGGCGUGCAUCAAAACUGGGGAGCGCAUACUAACCCACAUGGGAAUGAAAUCGGUGAAAUAUUUUCUUUCUUGAUUGCGUUCUUCACAAAGAACAUAAUGCGAUCAACAGUUGCUCUCUCACUCACAAACGCGCGCGCAAACACUCACGCGCACGCGCACUGUAUGAUUACAGUAUCAGAUGUGCCCGAACGAAGUGAACGACGCACUCUGCGGAGACAUUUUCAGAAGAUUCGCCUAGCUGAAAAUGAAAUCUUAAGUGGUAAGAAUCCUUUUUUUUUCUUCUUCAUGAUUUGAGAUGGUUUAUACCAGUCCAUCUAUCUGCAAUUUCGCCGGACAGCGUAACGUACUUUCAGCUUCCUCUGCACUUUCGUGAGUUGUUAAACGAUGGAGCUGUUUGACGAGUUGGUCGGCGACAGAGACACUCUCGUCCAACAGAUGUUCAACGACACUCUUUUGCAGAGGAAUUUAAGUGUUCUCGAUGAUGAAGAUGGACCUUUACCUACGAGCGUGAAGAUAACCGUUGUUGUAGUCUACUUGAUAGUGUGCGUGGUAGGGCUCGUGGGGAACUGCCUGGUCAUGUAUGUAAUUAUCAGGUGAGAAUAAUUGCUCGGUUUCAGCAUAUGUGUGUGCUGAAGGGAGUGGUCAAGAGUGAUAUGUAAGGACAACCUGCAAGAAGCAUGUAAACUGAGUAGGAUUAUUUACAAGGACAAACAAACAAAAAAUAGCUUAAUUACUUUUGGAAAUGGUUGAUGUUUCACUGUAGGUGAUUGGAAUUUUGAAACAUAUAUUCUUCAUGCAUAUUUCACUUCCCAGAAGAAGGAACUGAGUAUAUUUGUAUUAAUUUGUGUAAGUAUGUGCUGUAAGAUGAAGACUGGAAAUCAAUGAGCUUUUUUCACAGAUCAAUUUUAAUGCACCUUGUGAUUCUUCAUACUUUUUAUUAAAGCACUCAACAUGUUCUUGCACAGCAGAUGAAACUGUACAUUAACAUGAUUAAAUGUUUGCUUAAAGUAACAUCGUUUUUCUUUACUAGCUCUCACCGUACACAUUCAUCAUUGCAGAUUGUGUCUGCCAGUCUCAAAAUUGCUAGCCUGCUUGUUCAUUACAUUGCUAAAUAAACAUUUGGUACUUUUCCAACCCUCCCUGGCAUAACACAGCUGUAGACAGGAGCAAAGAAAACUUUAUUGAACACAAUAACAUAAUGCAUAAAGUUCAUAUUAGCAGAAUAUGCAAUGAUUUUUACAGUAAAUUUGGAUUAUAUAGAUUUUGCAGAUUCAUGCAGAUAUGAUGAAAGUGAGACUAAUGUCCUCUUAGCAGCUCACACUCUUUGCUUGCUCAUUUGCCUUGGCAUGACAGACAUAACGAUGUAGUAAUUUGGCUCGCCCUCUCUCAUGCCUGUGUUUUGUUGAAGGUAUAAUUAUUGUCACAUUUUCCCUGUUUUUGUGCUUUUAUUUUGAAAUUCUUGUUUAGUUCCUGUUUCCUGUAGUUUUGUAGUCUGUUGUAGUUUUUUUCAUGAUUGGUUCUCUCUGAUUGUUUCCCCAGGUGUUCCUCAUUCUCUGAUUGUUCCCCAGGUGUUCUUUGUCUUCCCUUGUGUAUUUAAGCCCUUGUUUCCCCUGGUUAGUUUGUUAGUCUUUACAUGUGUUGUCAUGUUUUGUGCUUGGUUUCCAGUGUUUUGGUUUUUACGUUCUGAGUUUCUUUGGUUAUCUUUUUGUUAAUAAAGCUGUGUUUAGAUCCUCAUUCCUCGCCUGCCUUGUCACAAUUAUGAGGGAAUUCCAUGCUGAUCUAAUAUAUGGGGAUUACUGCCUUGUAAUUAGGAGUCAGAAAAUAGAAUUGCUGCAUCACAUCAGGGUCUUUUUCAAAGGGAAACAUCCUCAAACUUAGUUUAUGGUUCUGGUAAAAUGCCUGUGGCAUACAGGGAAAAGUAAAUGUGCUUUUUUGUCUUUAUGUUGUGUUUUAUAAUGUGUGUGUUCGUGCAUUAUGUAUGUAUGGUUGUUACUCACAGACGUGGUGAUAAAGUCAUAUGGGGCUAUUUUAAAACCUGUUGCUAGGCUGGUUACCUAGGCACCACCUGCAGAUAUUGCUUUGCCUUCUAAGACCAUACCAUGUGAUUUUGGACUGAAAACUGUCAAACUACCUUUUGGAGGGCAGUAAGAAUUUUUAACGAGGUGUCAGCACAUCACUGCCAUAGUCUUCUUAGUUUUCAUUUCCAGAAAGAUCCAAUUCAUGCUUUGAUUAAACCACGUACUGUAUAAACUGCUUAUUUGAUUUUGAGGAUAAGAAUGAGUGAUUCAAUAUUCAUGAUUACAAGGCUUGUAAUACUGAAGAUCCAGCUGGAAUAAUUGUCAUUUGCUUUUUGAUGAUGCUCUUGCUAGUGCUUAUAUUUUGUCAAUAGGUCUUGUCAUCUGGCAAGACUUUCUAAAAAGUGGCAGAUGAUCAAUAAGACAAUACUGUGUGACAGAUUUAAAUAGAUUUUGCACAAUUGCGAUAUAUUUUCCUUUAGUUGAGACUAUUCCAUUUCCUGUAAAUAUGUGAAGGUGUGAACAGAUCAUGCAUCUGGCAUUUUUGGUCAUUUUGGUAACACUUUACAGUAAGGUUCCAUUCGUUACAUUAGAUAAAGAUUAAAUGCAUAAGGUAUUAUGAACAAACAAUUACUGUAACAAUAUAUUUUUUACAGCAUUUAUUAAUCUUUGUUAAUUUUAGUUAAUAAAAACACAAUUGUUCAUUGUUAGUUCAUGCUUGUUCAUAAUGCAUUAACUAAUGUUAACCUAUACAACUUUUGAUUUUUAAAUGGUAUUUUAUACUAAUAUAUGUAUUAGUAUAUGUUGAAAUUAACAUUAACAAAGAUUCAUAAAUGCUGUAAAAGUAUAGUUCAUGUUAACUAUUGUUGAGAAAUGGAAACUUAUUGUAAAGUGUUAUUGUAAUUUUUGGUGUUCCCAGAAUAAUUUUUCAUUGUAUUUUUUAGAAUAUUAUGACAUUAAUUUGGCUUUGCUGAGUGAUAUUUGUACCUGCUGCAGGUACACAAAGAUGAAAACAGCCACCAACAUUUACAUCUUUAACCUGGCCCUGGCUGAUGCUCUAGUGCUGGCCACUCUUCCCUUCCAAUGCACGGAUGUCCUCCUUGGUCUCUGGCCCUUCGGUCUGGCUCUUUGUAAGACUGUGGUGGCCAUUGACUACUACAACAUGUUCACUAGUAUCUUCACCCUGACCAUAAUGAGCAUUGAUCGCUACAUAGCAGUCUGCCACCCUGUGCGCUCCCUGACAGUUCGCACCCCACUCCGGGCCAAGCUGAUCAACGUGGCUGUCUGGGUGUUGGCAUCAGCCGUAGGACUGCCUGUCAUGAUCAUGGGUCAAGUGGAGGAGGAAGCUAACGGUGUUGAGUGCAUAGUGGUCCUGCCUGACCCAACAGGACACUGGGAGCCUGUGUUCGCAACUUGCGUGUUCCUCUUCUCUUUCUUGAUUCCUGUGGCAAUCAUAAGUGGCUGCUAUGGGUUGAUGGUGCGACGCCUACGCAGUGUACGUCUACUGUCAGGCUCAAGGGAGAAAGACCGGAACCUGAGGAGAAUCACCUAUAUGGUACUGUCGGUGGUAGCUGCCUUUGUGCUCUGCUGGAUGCCAGUGCAGGUCUUGGCUCUCUUCCAGGCCUUGGGAAAGGUUGAUCUUGGAGGCAGCCAGGCCACAGUGGCAGCUAUGCACUUCUGUAUUGCUCUGGGCUAUGCUAACAGUAGUUUAAACCCUGCCCUCUAUGCCUUCCUGGAUGAAAACUUCAAGCGGUGUUUCCGUGAAUUCUGUGUGCCGACCAACUCAAGUUUGUACGUAGAAGAUCAGCGCAAGAGGUCACUGAAAAAGGAGAGAGAAUGUAGUGAGGUGGAAGAUGCAGGUGCUUCACAAGGAAAAGGAGUUGUUGUUGAUGUAGGUCCCAUUCCAGUGUGUGUCGGUUAGAGGUUUUCUAUAAAUGUUUGGCCAUUAUACUUGAAUAGUAACCUCUGAAUUUAUAAAUUUAUAAAGUUGCAAUUAAAAAAAGUCAUGUGAACAUAGAGGACUUUGUCUGGCAGAUAUUUUGUGGAGAUUCUGAAUUAGAUGUACGAGUGAUCAGAUGCAUCUUGUACAACAAACAAGACCAUCAACUCCUCACAAAGGGCUUUUUUUUUUUUCUUCUUCUUUUUUUUUUUUUUUUUUUUAGAAACAGCCCUUUUUCCACUGUUUGACUCUUUACAUUGUUUAUUGUCCUAUUAUUUAUAUUUGUAUUGUAUGUGUUUAUACCAGUAUUGAUACUGAUUACACCAGUAUUGGCACUGUUAUUUAUUAUUUCUAUUUAUUGUUGUUUGUAUUUUUGUAAAUAUAAGGCUACUUCUGCUUUGCUUAUGAAAAUUGUGUAUUUAAAAAAAAAAAAAGUAUUACUACUGCAAUUAUUAAGAGAGUAACAUUAUUCCACUAUAUUUUAUGGUAAUGCUACAUUUAGGGAUAUUGAUACUUAAUGACAGUGCAGUCUGAAUGAUAUUAAAAUACGUUUGUGGCUCUAUCUUCUAACUGUUUAACUCAAGUGGUUUGACAAUGUUUCAGAAUUGCAGAAUGGUUCUAAUGAAGAAAGGAAUCUUUCUCAGAAAAUAAAUCUGUGAUAUGUUGUUGAGACAGGUGGGAAGGUGUGGGGAUUUCAAGAAACUUUUGAUUUCUGAGUUUUAUCACUUUGUGUCUGUGGUGGAAUUGAGACUCUUAAGAGUGUGUUUCCUUGAUCUCUUGUCAUGUGGCCAACUUUCAAGGAACCAAUUGGAGUGAAGGAUCUCAGAAACAUCUGUUUUUGUCUGUGUGGUGUGAAGUGUUUGCCAGAUGGUGUUCUAAUGCUAUAUAAAUGCUCCGUAUGUCAUGCUUCAUCUCUUCCCGCUUCAGCUUUUUAACCAUAUUUUAAUUAAACUCUUGACUGAAAGGGAGCAAAGACUGUUAAAAAAAUAAGUUAACUGCUUGUUCUUCUUCAGGUCGAUUAAAUAAGAGAAUAAUAAGCUGCAUGAGAGUGACUCAAUAGUCAAUUUAU